CAUCAAUGAAAAAGAAGUGUCUGCGCCUUUGAGGAGUCAGACACAGAGAACGCAUGAAAAGCAUUUUUAAGACUGGCAAAUCAAGUUUUCAAGGGAAGUGGGAAUCCCAAAAAUCAUGGUUCAAGAGUUCAAAGCAAACAAAGUGGAAGAUGUUGCUGCCUGUGGAUCCUUAAUUGUUGGCUAUGACAAUCAAGGCUACCAGGAGGAUGGGAAUGCAGACGCUGGUCAUCCACAGAAAGGAAAAGGAAAGAGUAAGAAUAAAGGAAAAGAGGCAACAAAGGCGGUUGGAAUCUUUGAACUGUUUCGCUUUGCAGAUCGAUUGGACAUACUGUUGAUGUUACUCGGACUGAUCUCUGCAAUAUUACAUGGAAUUGCUUUGCCUCUCGUGAUGAUUGUUUUUGGAGAAAUGACUGACAGUUUUGUCAGCAGUGGUAUCAUGCCUAACAUCUCUAUUGCAGCAUUUAACCACAGUUCAACAGAUGCAUGUUUUGAAAUACCUGGACUGGAUUUGGAAGGUGACGUGACACGGUUUGCCCUCUACCUUAUGGGUCUUGGGUUCGCUGUGCUGAUUUUAGGCAGUUUACAUAUCACCAUGUUUUUAUUGGCUGCCAUACGACAGACUGGAAGAAUAAGACAAAAAUGUUUCCAUGCAAUUCUUCAUCAAGAAAUGGCUUGGUUUGACUCAGUCCAAAUAGGUGAACUAAACACAAUGUUGACUGAUGAUAUAAAUACAAUCAAAGAGGGUCUCGGAGACAAGUUCAGCAUAUUCACACAGCUAAUUAGCACUUAUGUGACAGGAUUUAUCAUUGGAUUUAUCUAUGGAUGGAAGCUUACGCUAGUCAUGUUGGCAGUAUGUCCCCUCUUCAUAUUCGCAGCAGCAGCAUGGACAACGAUCUUGACAACACGGAACAAUAAGGAACUGAAUGCUUAUGCAAAAGCAGGGGCAGCAGCUGAAGAAGUUCUCAUGGGAAUAAGAACAGUCUUUGCAUUCAAUGGCCAACAAAAAGCAUUAUCAAAAUAUGAAGCCAACUUAAACCAUGCUAAAGAUGCUGGAAUCAAGAAAACUGUCACCACAAGUGUUCUUAUCGGACUUCAGCACUUUUUAUUUUAUGGUGCCUAUGGUCUUGCAUUUUGGUAUGGGUCCACACUAGUUAUUGACGAACCUGAAAAUUAUUCACUUGGGCGGGUUUUGAUUGUGUUUUUUUCCAUGGCCAUAGGAGCAUUCUCACUUGGCCAAGGAGCACCGAACCUAGAAGGUAUUUCAAAGGCUCGAGGUGCUGCUUACAACGUGUAUAGUCUUAUUACAAAGCAUCGGCCCAUAGACAGUAGCUCCAAAGAUGGUCAUAAGCCAGAUAGUACCAAAGGAGAUAUUGAAUUCAAGAAUAUUCACUUCGCCUAUCCAACUAGACCAGGUACAAAGAUUCUUAAGGGCUUGAACCUGAAAGUUUUGAGUGGACAGACCGUUGCAUUGGUUGGAGCCAGCGGUUGUGGGAAAAGUACAAUAAUUCAACUGCUCCAGAGAUUUUAUGAUCCAGAAGAAGGAGAGAUCAUUGUUGAUGGACAUGAUAUCCGUACUUUGAACGUGAAGUGGCUGAGACAACACAUUGGCAUUGUUAGCCAGGAACCAAUACUAUUUGCCACAACAAUUGCUGAAAACAUACGGUAUGGUCGAGAGGAUGUAACUGAUGCAGAGAUUGAGCAGGCUGCAAAGGAAGCAAAUGCUUUAGACUUUAUAUCAAUGCUUCCUGAUAGAUUUAAUACAAUGGUUGGUCAAAGAGGUGCCCAGCUGAGUGGAGGACAGAAACAGAGAAUUGCUAUUGCUCGUGCGUUGGUCAGAAACCCAAAGAUCCUUCUGCUGGAUGAAGCCACAUCUGCUCUUGAUACUCAGAGUGAAUCUAUAGUGCAGGCAGCAUUGGAUAAGGCAAGAGCAGAUCGGACCACCCUUGUGAUUGCCCACCGCCUCACAACAAUUCGCACUGCCGAUGUUAUUGCUGCCUUUGACAAUGGAGUGAUCACCGAACAAGGAAAACACAGUGAACUCAUGCAAAAUAAGGGUGUCUAUUAUUCCCUGGUAAUGCAUCAGAAUUCUUGUAGGGACAAUGAAAGUGAUGAAAAAACAGAUGAUACUUUGAAAGAAGUGAAACCAUCGGAAAAUGAACAGAAAAGUGUAAAGAUUAUUAACAGGAACAGCAUUAAAAGCAAGAAAUCAAAUAUGAAACAUCAGCAAUUUGCUUCCUCUGAACAAGAGCAUACAACAGAGGCCAAUGAACAAGAAAAAGAACUGGAGGAAAGUUUGCAAGAAAUUUCAUAUUCACGAAUUCUUGCUUUGAACAAGCCAGAGUGGCUGUACAUUGCCGUAGGCCUACUCACUUCCAUGAUAUCCGGAGCUGUCUCACCAGCCUUUGCUGUUGUGUUUUCCAAGAUUAUUGGGGUUUUUGCAAUCUUGGACCCUGACUUGAAACGACAGAGGACUGCCAUGUUUUCAUUGAUGUUCGUGGCUCUAGGGGCUAUUUUCUUUCUGAGCUACAGUAUACAGGGAUACAUGUUUGCAAAGUCUGGAGAAAUCCUAACUAUGAGGCUGCGUGGAUUAUCUUUUAAAGCCAUCUUGCAACAGGAUAUCAGUUGGUUUGAUGAUCACAAGAAUGCUGUUGGUGUGCUAAUAACCCAUCUGGCUACAGAUGCAUCACAGGUUAAAGGGGCCACUGGAAUACAACUUGGUAUAAUGGCAAUGAACUUUUGCACCCUCGGGGCAGCUAUAAUCCUUGCAUUCAUUUUUGGCUGGCAGUUAACUCUUCUCAUCCUGUGCCUUAUCCCAUUUCUUGUUGCUGCAAAUUUUAUUGCAAUGAAAUCAGUUCUGGGACAUGCAACUAAGGACAACAAAUCUCUUGAAGAAUCUGGAAGGAUUUCAACAGAAGCUGUAGAGAACAUUAGAACCGUGGUAUCUUUAACAAGAGAAGAUGCUUUCUAUAAAAAAUACAUGGAACAUGUAGAUAAACCUUACAGAACCUCCCUCUCAAAAGCUCCAUUCUAUGGCUUCAGCUAUGGAUUGGCACAAUGUAUUGUAUUUUUUGUGAAGGCUGCAGUCUUCCGAUUUGGAGCAUGGCUCAUCGUACAUUGUUUCAUGAAUUUUGAGAAUGUGUUCUUGGUUUUUGCUGCCAUUGUAUUUGCUGCUAUGCACAUGGGACAAUCUUCAACUCUUGCACCGGACUAUACAAAAGCUAAAAUUUCUGCACAAAAGAUAUUGCAACUUUUAGAAAGGAAGUCAUUAAUUGAAACUUACAUGGAAGAAGGAGAAAAACUGAGCAAUUUUGAAGGGAACAUUGAGUUCUGCAAUGUGAAAUUUUCAUACCCUACACGGCCAGACAUACAGGUCCUAAAAGGUCUAAGUGUACAAGUUAAUAAAGGCCAGUCUCUGGCUUGUGUUGGAAGCAGUGGAUGUGGAAAGAGCACGUCAGUUCAGUUACUUGAGAGAUUUUAUGAUGCUGUUGAUGGACGAUUGUUGGCAGAUGGGAAAGAUUAUAAAUGUCUUGCCUUGUCAUGGUUGAGACAACACAUUGGAAUCGUAUCACAGGAGCCCGUACUCUUUGAUUGUAGCAUUGCUGAAAAUAUAGAAUAUGGUGACAACAGCAAAACUGUAACUCAAGAAGAGAUUGAAGAGGCUGCAAGAGCAGCCAAUAUUCACGAUUUCAUACAAAGCUUGCCUGAAGGGUACAACACUCGAAUAGGAGAUAAAGGAACACAACUUUCUGGUGGUCAAAAACAAAGAAUAGCCAUUGCUCGAGCCCUUGUUCGUAACCCAAAGAUCCUACUCCUUGAUGAAGCAACAUCUGCCCUGGACAAUGAAAGUGAAAAGAUUGUCCAGCAGGCCUUGGAUAAAGCCAGGCAGGGUCGAACAUGCAUCAUUGUUGCUCACCGGUUGUCAACAAUCCAAAAUGCUGACAUUAUAGCUGUGAUACAGAACGGUCAAGUUGUGGAAAAGGGAACUCAUAACCAGCUCCUCAGUAAAGAGGGAGCUUAUCAUGCACUUGUCCAUGCACAAGUUCAGCGUUAAUAUGAAUAUUGUCAAAUUGAUUUCUAAUGGCAUUGGAGAUAAUGGGACCUGCAGAUGCUGGAGAAUCCGAGAUAACAAAGUG
Molecule: messenger RNA, 4133 nt
Organism: Stegostoma tigrinum
Lineage: Eukaryota; Metazoa; Chordata; Chondrichthyes; Orectolobiformes; Stegostomatidae
Gene: abcb5
Product: ATP-binding cassette, sub-family B (MDR/TAP), member 5
Exons: 29
Coding region: 116-4051 (1311 amino acids)
Biological process (GO): transmembrane transport
Cellular component (GO): membrane
Molecular function (GO): ATP hydrolysis activity; ATP binding; ABC-type transporter activity
Source: RefSeq, a predicted model, not a curated record